AUGAGCGCAAUAGUAGACAAUCAACCUAUUGCCGACAGCGAAGAAGAGGACAUCUUCGGGCCACCCGAAGAUCUUCCAGUACUCUCAUCCUCAGAAUCAUGGUAUGAAUCUUCCGACUCAGCUUCACAUUCAGAUGAUGAAGACAUUGCCAAAAAUGCAAGUGAGGAGGAUGAAGCCCAAACUGAAGAUGACGAUUCGAAGUCGGACUCUGAAUUGACUAAAGGCAAACAUACCUCAACAACGUCGCGACUACAAAAUGACAAGAGAACCUACCUCUCAAGAUCUUCCAUACAGGUGUACAAGACCCUACUCAAGGACAUGCACAUCGACCCCGAUUCAAAGACAUGGAACAAGCAACAAAACGUCACUCUGGCCACCGUUGGCUUAGUUCAGUGGACUGGAAAGGAAAAUGAUGCUUUUUUCACGGCGCUUGCUCGCAAAGGCAAGGGAAAUGUUGGUGAAAUUGCGCGGCUCGUCAACUCCAAGUCACGGCUGGAGGUUGCGGAUUACAUUAAAUUUUUGGAGGAGAGAUUACAGCGUCAUCAAUUGUUGGAACCGUCUCUUCUCGAUGUGGAAGUUCCCGCUGCAGUAGAGAUUAAUGACGAUCUAGAAGAAGUUCUGGAUCAACUUGCGGAAAGUGUUGGACUCGAAGAGCAGAAAAAAGACCUUUUGGAGGCAGAAAGAGAGUACGGUUCAUCUGAUUUUUGGGUUUUGGAUCGAACCAAAGCAGACAAAGUGGAGGAAUUGCUCACUUCGGGCGAUGAAGAUGCCCUACCACAAGCCGUCUCACCAAGUGCUGGCUUGCUGGACCUCAAAAACUGGAUACGUUUAUCCGAGAAGGUCUUUAUGAAUCCCGGCAAAUCUCGACCCGAAGACAAUUGGAAAAACAUUGCCCCUAAAGGUGAAACCCCGUCACUCACAGCAGAUGCUCUGGGUAAAUUCUACGACAUCACCGUUGACCUCGUUAUUCGCUUAAUGGAGGAAGCGCAUAACACGGCACUCGACAGACUAGACAAAGAGCGGCGAAGAAGAUUGCCCUUCGUAAGGAAGAAAGAUGUUCAAAGGGCUCUUACUACAAUGUCUAUGAAGCACAAUACAUUUGACUACUAUGUUAAUCUUCCUCGUCGAUUGAAGCUCGACGUCACUAAUAGAACGCACAAGGGAAAAACGAAAACAUACGUGCCAUAUGACAAAGUUGAAAGAAUGUUAGCUAAGAAAAGUCGAAAAAGAGCGAGAGCAAGUUCGGGCAGUUCCGAUGAUUCUUCCUCGGAACAGGAUACGGAGAAUGAUGAAAAAGACGACGACAAGGGCGACGAUGAUGGAGGUGAAGAUGAUCUCGACGAAUUCGGCCCAUCGGAAGACGAGGACGAGGUAAAUUCUCAAAACACCGACGACGUCGAGGAUAUAUCUAGUGGCGAUGAAAAACACAAACCUAACGACGCGGGCUCACCAAAGGAUAAACCAUACGACUCAACAUAUGAAGAAAUCAGUGACUCCGAGUAUCAACAACUCGAAUUAGAGCAACGCCUGGAUGACUACAACGCCUACCUCGACCGACAAGCCAGCCACAAAGAAGAAGCACGUUUGCGAGAAUUGCUCAAUUGUACCUUUGAGCAUCCUGGCAAAAAGAAUAAGGAAAAACAAAAAGAACCACCAAAUAUAACAGACGAAAUGCGCAAAGAAAUAAUACAGAAUAAUGCUGUGGUCGACUGGAGGAAGGAUCUUGUGUAUCAGGAUGAGUGGGAGACCUAUGGGAUGAAAACGAGGGAUGUUGAGAGGAAUAUUGCUGCUAAUCAUAAUAAGAAAAGACGUCUUGAAUAG
Messenger RNA from Talaromyces marneffei, 1821 nucleotides. RefSeq lists its product as uncharacterized. The record is from RefSeq and is a predicted model, not a curated record. Gene Ontology annotation, cellular component: RNA polymerase I upstream activating factor complex. Gene Ontology annotation, molecular function: RNA polymerase I general transcription initiation factor activity; rDNA binding. Gene Ontology annotation, biological process: transcription initiation at RNA polymerase I promoter; nucleolar large rRNA transcription by RNA polymerase I. Bases 1 to 1821 code for a protein of 606 amino acids. The transcript has a single exon. Lineage: Eukaryota; Fungi; Ascomycota; Eurotiomycetes; Eurotiales; Trichocomaceae.